Messenger RNA from Saccoglossus kowalevskii, 951 nucleotides. RefSeq names its product histone H3-like. The record is from RefSeq and is a predicted model, not a curated record. Gene Ontology annotation, molecular function: DNA binding; structural constituent of chromatin; protein heterodimerization activity. Lineage: Eukaryota; Metazoa; Hemichordata; Enteropneusta; Harrimaniidae. Gene Ontology annotation, cellular component: nucleosome.
UCAUAAAUGUGGCUAUCCGAACGACACAUUUUUAUUCUCCGCUACAGAACAUCGUAUAACUUCUUUAUUAUCUACUCGGCGUGUAUUUGAAGUUAUCGUCAUGGCUCGUACGAAGCAGACUGCACGUAAAUCUACCGGAGGCAAAGCCCCAAGAAAGCAGUUGGCAACCAAAGCUGCCCGUAAAAGCGCUCCAGCUACUGGCGGAGUCAAGAAACCUCACAGGUACCGACCUGGUACUGUAGCCCUUCGAGAGAUUCGUCGCUACCAGAAGAGCACAGAGUUGUUGAUUCGCAAACUGCCAUUUCAGCGACUGAUUCGUGAAAUUGCUCAAGACUUCAAAACUGAUCUAAGAUUUCAGAGUUCUGCCGUAUUGGCACUGCAAGAAGCAGCCGAAGCCUAUUUAGUUGGUCUGUUCGAAGAUACCAAUCUGUGUGCCAUUCACGCCAAGCGAGUUACCAUCAUGCCCAAAGACAUCCAGCUGGCAAGACGAAUUCGCGGAGAACGCGCUUAAGUGCUGAUGACUUUUUUUAAACUACAAUUUUAGCUAGUAGUUCCUAUUUUUUUUUUUCCUGGGCAAGUUUUGUUUUCAAUCGUCCUAAACUCGUUAAUCUGACAGAAGAACAAUGAAACUUCUGUAAAACUAUUUCAGUUUAUCUGAAGAUAUUUAGUCCAUCUAUUACAAUGGGCAGGUCACCGGGGAAAACAUUUUUCGCUCUUAUUUAAAAUUUUGCCCCCCCCCUAGAGAAAAAAAAUGGAAUAGAAUUGUGCUGAAUAUGUCUUGUCCUAGCAUUCCAGUGAUCUCAACAAUCGGGCUGGUCCAGAGUAUCAAUGAUCACAACAGAUUUACCAUAUAGUCAUUUGCUAUUUUUGCCUUGUACUAACUUUUGAUGUUACAUUUGUUUAUGAUUUGCAAGAAUAAUAUAUUUGUAUUAAAUUUAAUUAAACGAAAAA